Molecule: messenger RNA, 715 nt
Organism: Malaya genurostris
Lineage: Eukaryota; Metazoa; Arthropoda; Insecta; Diptera; Culicidae
Exons: 3
Coding region: 288-521 (77 amino acids)
Source: RefSeq, a predicted model, not a curated record
CCCGCUGGUACCAGUCUCAAGUCGGAAUUCAUACGAAACAGCUGUGGCGGCAUAGACAACCGCAACGUGAUUGAAGUUUUCUCGCAAUAGUAUCUCUGUUUUCGGCGCAACUCGACCGUUGAGGCUGAAUAAAUUUUCCGUCAGCGAUCAACCUCUCAUCAACGGUGGUAACAGUAUAACAAUAUUGGACAUUGGAAGGGGUGUAAUUACGCAAACGAUUCUGGCAUACGGUUCUAGAAAAUUGGAACACUGAAUACUUCGCUAGUUGUUGAUCGCUUCAUAAAACCAUGCUCCGGAUUAGUGCGUUUUGUAUAGCCGUUCUUGCAUUUAUCAUUGCUCUACUGACGAAACCCACAGAAUGUACCCUUCAGCCAAAGGCACCAAAUUUUCAGUAUUUCGAAAGACCCAAAUACCGAUACCCGUAUUAUGACGAAAAUGGAAAGGGUAAACUGCUGUACGGCUACGGAGGUCCAGAGUUGUACCAAUACAAAAGUUAUUCACCGUUGGAUGGCAUCCACUAAAUAGUCAGUAGUAUCAGAUAGCUAUCAUCAGCUAAACUGUAAAUACGAAUAGUAUAUAUUUCUUAACUAAUAAGUCAUCCAGACAAACUCCGUGGCCGGAUCGAAGCAAUCUAGAAAGACUUACCUAUCAUUUUAUAUCGAGCGUUCAAACUAAUGCGUACUACAAUAAAAAUACGAUCUUAAUCAUAUCGAAA